GGUCUCCUGCUAAAUGCAUCCGGGAAGGUCAAACUAGGAGAUAGGCGGAGUCAGUGGCUUUCUCUUGACUCCGGCGGCUCAUGGGAACUAGUGUACUAUUAAUGGUGUAGCCCGGCCUAAUUUCUUUGUAUUAGUGGGUUUAUUUUUUGUCUCUUCACCUCAAACUAGGAAAUGGAAGUUGAAGAAAAUUUUUUCUCUUAAAACUUCUAAGCCUGUACCGUUUCGAAGAGCAGCCUGAUCUAUAAUAGAAGCGAUUUUUUAAUAAUAGUUUGAUCAGCAAUGCUGGCUCAAAAAGCUUCUGGAACAUACUGCAGCACCGAAUUUCUGCUAAGGAAACUAACAGACGUGAUUGCCGUUGAAAUACGAUUGUCUCCCAAGGUUCCAGUUAGGAAGUGCUGUAAUAAUUCUAAAGUCUCAUCUAAUUUUCCUGAUCAACUCAUGCUCUAAUCAAUGUGGAGGAAGAGGAAAGAAAAGAGAGAAAUGAGAUUCUAAGGUUUUUCUUGCUGGAUCUCUAAAUACCCACGCGCUGUCCACCAUGGCCAGCCGGGGUGGGGGCCGGGGUCGUGGCCGGGGCCAGUUGACCUUCAACAUGGAAGCCGUGGGCAUUGGGAAGGGGGAUGCUUUGCCCCCACCCACCCUGCAGCCUUCUCCACUCUUCCCUCCCUUGGAAUUCCGCCCAGUGCCUCUGCCCUCAGGAGAGGAAGGGGAAUAUGUUCUAGCACUGAAGCAGGAGCUACGAGGAGCCAUGAGGCAGCUCCCCUACUUCAUCCGGCCAGCUGUCCCCAAAAGAGAUGUGGAGCGUUACUCAGACAAAUAUCAGAUGUCAGGACCGAUUGACAAUGCCAUCGAUUGGAACCCUGAUUGGCGGCGUCUACCCCGGGAGCUAAAGAUCCGAGUGCGGAAGCUACAGAAGGAGCGGAUCACCAUUCUACUCCCCAAGAGGCCCCCUAAGACCACAGAAGAUAAAGAGGAAACAAUACAGAAACUAGAGACCCUGGAGAAGAAGGAAGAAGAAGUGACUUCAGAGGAAGAUGAGGAGAAAGAAGAAGAAGAAGAGAAGGAAGAGGAAGAAGAAGAAGAGUAUGAUGAAGAAGAACAUGAAGAGGAAACUGAUUAUAUCAUGUCAUAUUUUGACAAUGGAGAAGACUUUGGAGGUGACAGUGAUGACAAUAUGGAUGAGGCUAUAUACUGAAGAAGUACUCCAAAUAAUACCCUGGACCCACAUAUCUUUCUUGAUUUGGAGAUACAGAGAGUAAUUGUCCCUGUUAUUUGGUUUUGUGGACAAGUAAAUCAUUUGGUUCAGACCAAAUGGAGGAGAUAGGAAUAGAGAGUGAUGACAGCCUCUUUUCUACCCUUCCCUCCUUCCACCUUUGUAGCACCUCUCAUAUCUUGGGGAAGGUGCAAAGGACAAAUGUCUCAAUUGUAUGAAGGGAGAAAGAAGAGUAGAAAGAACUGGGGUUGCUAGAGCUGAGACAGCUGUACACAUACUCCUACCUAAUUUUUACAGCUCUUUGUGGAGAUAAUUGGGGAUGGGAGCAGUUAGGAGGAGUAAGGCCAGUUUUAUAUUUUUAAAUAAAGUGUUUUUAUCUGUCUGUCCUGGAUGUGGCCUGGUGGAAAAGGGCUGGAGGGAUGAAGGGGAUGCCUAGCUGAGCAGAGUAAAGUGUGACACACUCCGGA
Messenger RNA from Microcebus murinus (gray mouse lemur), 1677 nucleotides. RefSeq names its product RNA polymerase III subunit GL (gene POLR3GL). The record is from RefSeq and is a predicted model, not a curated record. Gene Ontology annotation, biological process: transcription by RNA polymerase III. Gene Ontology annotation, cellular component: RNA polymerase III complex. NCBI's taxonomy places the organism in Eukaryota, Metazoa, Chordata, Mammalia, Primates, Cheirogaleidae.